AUGCCUGUGGAUGUGAUGCGUUGGGCGUCCCCGCAGCGUCGUAGUAGUCCGUUCCAGAAACUUCCACCACUUGUAACUGUAAAUGAAGCGGUGCCGGUGACGCAGGCAGUAUGGUUGGGAAGGAAUAACUGUUCAGCACACUGGUCAGGAACGAAAUACCUCACUUCCUCUCAACAGCAGAGGUAA
This is a messenger RNA of Brugia malayi, 186 nucleotides long. RefSeq lists its product as uncharacterized. The record is from RefSeq and is a predicted model, not a curated record. The transcript has 2 exons. Bases 1 to 186 code for a protein of 61 amino acids. NCBI's taxonomy places the organism in Eukaryota, Metazoa, Nematoda, Chromadorea, Rhabditida, Onchocercidae.